CACCGGUGGUACUUCCCUUUGAGGAUCACACGGUGAUGUGCAAAUUUGCAGCUCUCCGACGACGCGACCCAGCAUGAUGGUGUUGCUUCCCCGCUACCUGGUACACAUCCUUGUUAGGGAAAGAACUUAAAAUUUACAGCAGUAACAACAACAACAACAACAACAACAACAACCACCAUGUGCAACUAUAACGCUGCCGCCUUGGACGGCUAUGUCUGGUAUCUGGCAAUAGGCUCCAUGAUGCUACCCCAAUCCUAUGAAGUACGAGGCUUUCAUCCGAAGCAGAGCCAAGCAGCUGAGCUCCUCGAUUACCGUUUGGGAUUCUUUAGCUGCCAAGGGUUUGCCGAAGCCAUUCCAUCUCCAGGAGACUCGUUGCACGGAGUGAUGCAUCUUGUCAGCAUAGAGGAAAUGAGAGAACUAGACAAAAUCGAAGCAGGGUACAUUCGACGAUUGGGCAAGGCGAGACCGUACGGGAAGGACUGUUCUACUACAAAUGAACUGGUGGACGUCACGGUCUACUGCAGACCAGAAGGCGCAAACAAGGAGGAAGAAAACAAACCACCGCAUGAACGGUAUUUGGAGAUUCUUAUUGCAGGUGCCGAGCAUUUUGGCGUCGACCCCAAUUAUAUCCAGUUCCUCAAAGACCACGACCGUCAACCCAGAACGUUCCCCAGCCAAUAUCUGUCCUUUGCAGAUCCACCGGUAGGGAAACGCUUUACCAAAUUUCCCAAUCAACCUAACGACGGAAGCCUGCUGGUAUGCUUGAAUGGAAAGGUCAUUCGAAUAUCGUAUCCGCUAGACCAUGAGCACCGCAAUUUCUUCUUCAACAUGGUCCAAAAGUACGGACAUCAUUUUGAAGUGGGCAUGUCGCAAAUCGCAUUGGAUAUAAAACUUGGCUGUAUCAAGGACAUGAAAGAUUGUACUCCAGAGCUGAGCGCAUACAUCGAGGAUAGACAUUACCGUUUCAUGAAGACAAACCAUGACAUCAAAUACUACCAAGUCAUUGGUUCGUAUGAUGGUAAAAGCUGAACCAUUGUAACCAUCGUCCCCAGGAGAUCAAAAGUCGUCGAGCAGAUCAUGAUGUAUGUUUUAAAAUAUAGUAAUAAUAGUAAACGAACUUUUGUUGC
Molecule: messenger RNA, 1127 nt
Organism: Seminavis robusta
Lineage: Eukaryota; Bacillariophyta; Bacillariophyceae; Naviculales; Naviculaceae
Source: the annotation of a GenBank genome assembly